UAUGUCUCAUUUUCGACCUAUUAAGGGAUGUGUUCGUUGCGGCCAACCGAAUCCAUCGUUUGUUCUAGCACAAAUACCGGUUAGAUUCGUGCCAAAUAUCGACGAAUCGGAACUCUUCAAGAGAGGAAUAGAAGAGAGAAGAGAAGUAGGAGAUUCGGCUUUAAGGAGUCGAAGAAUAGAUCAUUGGCUAAAUAGUUCGGCCAAUCGAGAAAAAAAUCCUACAAAUUUACCUAGUCCGUUCGAGUCGUCGAAUGAAGGAGAAACUAAUUUACCUAAACCGAACGUUCCCAUUCAGAGUAGACGAUACGGAAGUAGUUCAAUUAAUUUUACGUCCAAGUCUUUACCUAGCAUUUACGAAAAGGACUCUUCUCAUUUCGAAUCGAAUCAACAUCGUACAUUCGAUUCAUCCGAAAAUCGAAAUUUGGAAAGAACCCAUUACCCAACACCAACGUCUAAUAUGAAAUGUCACGAAGAGUUAGAUGCCCUACAACCCCGAAAAGAUUUUAUACCGCGAAGUUAUACGAGGAAAAAGGAUAAGGAAGUUCGAUUUUGGCAGUUGUACAAGACCCUUCCAAUAGAAGGAGUGGAAGGAGGUAUAGGCGGAUCGAAACCUUAUACUUUCGCUCGAACAGAUACAUUUACAAAAUCACUCAAACAAUCCGAAACUGUUCAGAAUAUGCUUAGAAACUCUGGACCUAUUGCCCGACCCCAUUCGCCUUCCUACGCUUUAGCCACAAUGCAAAAAUCUAGAUACGGAGAUUUGGCUCUAAGAGGUCAAAAACUUGCCCGGAUCAAAGAGGUUGAUAGACAAAGAAUGAGAACUUAUGACCUUCAAAACGACUUACGAAAAGCUUUAAACGAAUAG
Dimorphilus gyrociliatus is the source of this 865-nucleotide messenger RNA. NCBI's taxonomy places the organism in Eukaryota, Metazoa, Annelida, Polychaeta, Dinophilidae. The record is from the annotation of a GenBank genome assembly.